Messenger RNA from Ixodes scapularis (black-legged tick), 4408 nucleotides. RefSeq lists its product as uncharacterized. Bases 581 to 2908 code for a protein of 775 amino acids. NCBI's taxonomy places the organism in Eukaryota, Metazoa, Arthropoda, Arachnida, Ixodida, Ixodidae. Gene Ontology annotation, molecular function: zinc ion binding; protein binding. The record is from RefSeq and is a predicted model, not a curated record. The transcript is spliced from 15 exons.
UAUUUUCUCUGAAGAGGGGCGUCAGCGGGCGUCGUCGGUGGCGCGGGCAAAAUUCCAGUUGCUGCGCGGGCAACCGUCGUCUCUUUCGUGGGGGGAGAGAGGUCUCUUUUAUUUCCCGAGGGUAGUGACGGAGUUUAAUAAAGAACACAGUUUCUCAAACGUGGAACACAGCGCUUCGCCGCCGCCACCUUUUACCAGGACCAGCUUCGGCAGGAGGAUUCGAUUGCGGGUGACCGAAGCAGCAAAGAGGAUCACCGGCGAGCCCCGGAGCCAGUGCCAUGGGCCCCCGACGCGCACGGCCCGACCGUCGGCACUCGCAGCGCGGCGGCGGGUGCUUCCCGUCCGAUGACAGCGGACCGCUUCGAGCCGUCGUGGAAUGUGCGCCGCCCGGGAUCUAGCGUCCCCCCAAAAGAACCUCUAGGACAUAGACUCGUGUACCACAUUGACCCGCUCUAUUCCCCAUUUAUUCGCUCCAUGUGUGUGGUGCCCUUCGGUUUGGAACGCGCCGAACAGCAAGUUCUACACCGAAGAAGGCGUAGUGCUCCCGUGGUGCUGCCCACUUCAAGUACUACGUUCGGCGAUGGCCAGUAGUAACGUGAUCGAAGUAUUCAUCGAGACCUUGCACGGCACCGCUUUCGAGCUGCUGGUCUCUCCAGCGGACACGGUUGUUUCCAUCAAGACGAGGAUAUCGAGGCUAGAAGGCAUCCCGGUGUCCCAGCAGCACCUGAUCUGGCAGUGCCAGGAACUACCGGACGAAUCCUCCCUGCACGACUGCAAUAUCACGGAUGGUGCGACCCUCAAGCUGGUCCUAGGCAUGCGGGGAGGCCCCAUCAACACUCGCAAAGCAGCCUCGGCAGAGGAGCGGCCCUCACUCUUCGAUGUCGCCAAGUACCUAGAUGCCAAACAGGAAGAGCUUGGCCUUAAUGCUCCCCGGCUGAGAGCUGUGCGGAUGGUGGUGAUGCGAGACGGCGACCAGGUGCACCUGUACACGCUGGUGGAUGGAGGCUCCAGGUCUUCCACGGGAUCACUCAGUGCCCACUCUACGCGGGAGAUGAGUGACGAGGACAGCGCAUCGGAGAGCCGGCGCCACCGGGAGAACCUGGUGACGAGGCACAAGGUCGAGCUGCUGCAGCAGAAGCUCAGGUCCUGUCGGCUCAGGAAGGAGGGCCGAGCCGAGUCGCCCGAGAAACCAGAGCCGGAAGUGAGCUCCGUCCCAGCGCCGGAGCCGGUUUCUGAACCCGAACCCCUAUUAGACACUGGGCCGGUGCUACCGGAUCCCCAGCUCAAAGAAGUGCCGGAACUCGAGUUCAGGCCCGAACCCUUGGCGGCCGGAGAUGCGGCCAGAGGGGAGGUACGUGAACUCCUGCCGUCCCUGGAGUCCGUCCCAACUACGAGAAGGCAGCUCUGGCGCGAACCCUGCGGCAACUGCUGGAUUGAUCCGGAGCCAGAGACGGUGCUGCCCCACAGGCCGUCUGCCGGAGCCACGAGCCGGAUUCUGUCCGGAGAGAAGGUGGGCCGGACGCUUCCCCAGCUCCUGGUGUCCCCCUCGUCCGGCACCAGCCAGAAGGAGGCUUCGAGGCUCUGGAGACACAGGCAAGGCAGUGCGGCCCAGGUGUCGUUUCCACGAGGGAGCGACGCGCAGACGAGGGGCGCCGUCGGCGGGGCGCUUCCCAAGAGGCUUCCCGAACCCGGGACCACCAAGAUGGCCACCAGGGGGGCGGCGGGCAGGGCCUUUCGUGGCCGCUGUCGCAAGGUGCUCAUCGUUACCACCUCCGUUGGACCGUCAUCGCCUCAGUGCAAGGGAGACGGUGCGGAAGACGGUUCGGGCAUCGACGUGGGACGCUUCUACAAGGUGCUGCCCCCCCUGGGGCGGCAGGGCCCCAAGGAGCGGGAGGCUCCCGAGGGGGACCUGGCCCCCCUGCUGGAGCCCCCCCUGCAGCUGGACGCCUGGGACUGCCAGAGGCCCCAGACAGCUCCCGCCAGUUUUUUUCCCCGGAUUAGGUUUGUGCGGCUGUCGGUGCUGCACUCUGCGAUCCGUCCCUCGGCCGUCUCCUCGCCCUGCUCCCCGGAGAAGAGCCGAGAGUCUGACGGAGAGGCGGAGCUCUCUACGGACUCCCUGGGCGACCUGCCGCCCUCGGCCAAGGAGGACGGCCCCCUGUCUUCACCCAGUCCGCUCGUCCACUCUUCGGAAGCGGGGAACCGGCCGGAGGGCUACGCCCUCCACCGGCGCCUGGCGCGCGUCGUGGCGGAGCGGUCGUCGCCGGGAUUGGCGCAGCGGAGGCAGCCGCCCAGUCCUGCCCUGGGCCCUCGCACGGGGGCGGAGGGCAUCCGCUGGGCUCUGGCGGGCGGGAGGACGUCGUCGUCUUCACGCCUGGCGGUGAUCCCCCUGUUCCGCAAGGUACAUGGCGAGCUGCUGCAGGCGAGCAACGAGCUCCGGCGCAACCUGUCGAGGCUGGGGCGCCUGGCGGCAGACCACGAGGGCGAGGAGAGCCGCAUCCCCGCCGAGCCCAAGUCCAACGGCCCUUCCGAGAACAGUCCUGAGCGGCAGUCCACCAGCGCGGGUCCGUCGGCCGGGGCCAAGUCGUCUGCUCCUGCACCGCAGGUGGUAUCCUCCGCCGUGGACGAGUGCCCCAAGGAGAACAGCGAGACGGGGGAGAGCUCGCAGGAGUCUAGUCAGUCGCAGCUGCCCCCGCUCAAGGGAAAGAAGAAGCUGGCCAAGCGCUGCUCCUGGUGCAACCGCAAGACGGGCCUGGCCUCCACCUACGUCUGCAGGUGCGGCAAGAACUUCUGCGCCGCGCACCGCUACGCGGAGCUGCACCACUGUUCCCACGACUACAAGACGGAAGGCCGCCACAUCUUGCAGAGGAACAACCCGGUUGUCAAGGCUUCCAAGUUGCCCAAGAUCUAGUUCCUGCCUGCCGCCAUUUACACCCGCACCACGACCUUCCGCCACCACCACUUUCCGCCACCACCGACUGCCGGGAGCCAUCGCUACCACAGGAUGGCUACGGGGAAGAAACUGAUUUAGUUUUAUUCACACUUUUUUUUCUAUUUUCCUAUAUUGUCUUUUUCUUCCCCGUAUUCUAGUUCUCGCCGCUGUUAUACCGGGCACGAUGCGUUGCUUGAUAUGUCAAACAAGGUGUUCUGCUCUUUUUUUUUUUCUUUUUCCUUCAGUCAUUGUACCUCCGCCCAGCUUGAUUCUUGUCUCUAGAAGACAAAGUUUGGAAAAUUUUUUAAAAUAAAUUGCUCCUCCUUUUUUCUCCGGUUGUAACGACGGCCUGCGUAGAGAAUGCCGGAGGCUAAGGGUCGCUUCUGUUUUUCUUCUGUUAGCAUCUUCAUUUAUUUUCCAUUGUUUUUGACCUAGGUUUAUUUUUCGUCUUAGCACCAAGUAUAGGUGCAUUUCCGGGGAACUAGUUUGGGGGUCGGAGAGAUCGGAGGACGGUUUUUCAAUUUAGGGCCGCAUGUUGUAUACUUGAAAUGCUUGUGUGGUGUUUACACACAGGCUUCGCGAGGGUCUACUACCUAUAGAAAAACAAAUUUGCCUCGUUUGACGACGGAGCCCGUUUUUGCUCCGUUAGACGUUCGAGGCGAGCCCGCCUGUAGGGAGCGAGAGGCGUUUUGAUAAAGCUAGGAUUCUUCCUUCGUGUAGGCCGCGUCGAAGGCACGCUGCUAGGUUACCGUACUCUACCAUCAUCACGAGAUAUGCAAAGGUACGUCAACGUUUUGCGAGGGCCGCCCUCGAGGCGUGCGUGCAAAGAGUUGCCAAGGAGACGAUCCCCGUGAAAGAGGGUCAUAGCACCGUUCCAUGUGCCGCCCACCCCCUGGCUGACACGGGUAUUGAAGACUCGUACUUGUUAAUGCAUUCCCGUCACUGCGCAAGCCAGAUAAAGUCUUCAUGACCACCUUCUGGGUCUGUACACGGGAAGCUGCGGUUUGGCAAGUGUGGUGUAGCUUUUGCUCGUGCCAGCCUAGGGGGUGGGCGGAAUCUCGGGUCAUUGAGCAGAAUCAUUCUCGCGCUACUUCUGAAGAUAGAGGAAUGCAUUUGGUAUAUAUUUUUUGUCCCCGUCUUCUGAAUCUGUAUGCCGUCUCGGCUUGCGGAGGGUACGUGGCAAAUGCUACAAGCUGGAGCUCGUGGAUUUCAAAAGCACUUCCCUUCUUGGAACGUGCAUGCUCUAGCACUUGUGGCCUUUGCUCCGUAGUCGCCGCGGGGUCGAACCGAGUGUCAUAGGAGUCCUAAGCAUAAUUCAACUUUUAUUUUUUGUUGUAGGUGUUCCCAUUUACACUCAUUUGUUUGUCAGAAUGAAGCUCCGUGCAACAGUUUUUGUUUGAAAACAGGUUGUGCCACAGACAUCUUUGGAAUUGUAUGGAACAUGUGCAUUUUGCAUUAGUAAAACACUUGCAAAAAGAA